Messenger RNA from Penicillium bovifimosum, 1386 nucleotides. RefSeq lists its product as uncharacterized. Gene Ontology annotation, cellular component: mediator complex. The coding region runs from base 1 to 1386 and encodes 461 amino acids. The transcript is spliced from 3 exons. Gene Ontology annotation, molecular function: transcription coregulator activity. The record is from RefSeq and is a predicted model, not a curated record. Gene Ontology annotation, biological process: regulation of transcription by RNA polymerase II. Lineage: Eukaryota; Fungi; Ascomycota; Eurotiomycetes; Eurotiales; Aspergillaceae.
AUGUCUGAUCGCACUCACCCCUCUUUCCAAGCCAGACCUCCCUCGCCUUCCUCACCCGCCGCCGGGUCCCUGAAAGAGAACCAUCGGCUGCCCAUCUCCUCGGACCACAUCCCCCAGACACCGACAUCUCCUCCGUUGAUGUCGGUCAGCGAUCAAAGUCAUGCCGACACCUUCAUAUCCUCACAUACGUCACCGAAUCAGGCGACGGUCCGACCUCCGAACAUCUCCUCCCCUCCAUCAUCUGCGCCGAUGUCUACCCAAGUCUCCCAACACCCAAUGAGCAGCACAAAUUCAUUCCCCACUCCUGCCAGCAGCGUUAGUGGUCAUCUUGUGAAUGCGACUUCUGCGGGGGAUAUGGACCACGGUGGGAAAUCAUUCGAUUUGGGGGCACAGGAUUCGGCAGAAAACUCGGGAGCAGGUCCCGCUCAACCAUCAACACAACACACAGCGGCCGAUCCAGAUCGGCAGUCUUUCCAAACAGAUGGCGCUCACAGUUUUGCCCCAGCGGAGGGUCAGCAGUCGACGAAUAUCGACGCUAUGGACGUGGAUCCCCAGCCUACUCGCCGGGCAGAUCCCCUUGACCUCAGUUUAGAUUCUCUUCAGAAAGAGCUUACAUCAGCUUUUCAUCUUUGCAGGAGACUUAUUAACAUUGUCUUUUACUCCUUCACAGCUUCGGUCGUUACUGGUCCAGAUCCUACAGUCGAUCUCGUUUCCCUCUAUGGGUUAGGACCAAUCGCGCACUCGGUAGCCCGCAUGGAUCCCGUGACAGGAGAGAAGAUCAACCGCUUGAGGAAAUCAUACGAGGGAAAGUUGAAAGGACUGGGACUUGCAGGACGGAACAAGUCCAUGAAGCAGGAGAUUGGUGCCCCUGGCAGUCUGAGACACAUGACUUUAUGGCCUGAAGAGGAAUGGCAAAAUCAGAAGGUGCAUGGCAAGGCUAUGAAGGUGGCAGAUAUGGACUCCGCACUACUGGCUCUUCAAUCCCGAGCGAUGCAGAUGGAACCAGGGCCUGUUCCAAACAAUGAUUUCUGGGAAGAUGUCUUGGGCCAUGAAAAGCCGGCCAAGCAUCAGUCACCGAGCGAGACUGGAAAGAAGGCCGCUCCAGCUCCCGUGGGUCGCACCCAAUCCUAUGCCGCAUCUCCACAACCACAGGAAGCAGAGCGGGUACGUCCUACCAGAGGUCGGAAGCGACACUACGACGAUAACAGCUUUGCCGGCUAUGGUGAAGGGUUUGUGGAUGAUGAUGAUGACCCUGGAUUCUACUCGAAUGGCGAGGGAACCGGGAAGAAGAAACGCAAGAAGGACCAUGUUGCUAAGGUGUCAACCCCCAUGUCUGAAAGAAGCGGUAGCUACGGGGUGGGCAUGUUUGGCAUAGGGGCCAGAUGA